ACGAGGUUUGCGUCAGGUUCCGCCAUCUUGGUUUGGAAGGUCGUGCGAAGCACCUUGGAAGAAAAAAACAUCACAUUUUCACUGUUUUAGCUUCUGCCAGACCUGCCAACAUGGGAGGAGACGGUCCUCCUAAGGAGCUCAAGAUUCCAGACUGGCGGAUCUAUAAGAUCCAAGGAACGCCGCUAGAAGACGUGCAGAGAAAGUUACACGCGAAAGGACUACACGACCCUUGGCUCAGGAACGAAGCGUGGAGGUUCCAACACUUACCAAGAAUCACCUUCCCCAUGAUGGCGUUUCGUGGCUUCAAGUACGGGUUCGCCGCAUUUUUGGUGGCACUGGCCGUGGAGAAGGCUUUCUUCAGCAGUGAUGACCACGGACACCAUUAACGAACUCCAUCCUACCCAGCUUCAUAAUCAUCAACAACACCCCUGUUCUGGCCGUGGACUGGUCUGGAGUUUCCCAGAUGUCGAGAAAAUUAGGACUGUUCCACUCUAAUCCAGGGCACCAUUGACAAACUCCUUGAUCCAACCCAGCAUCAUAUCAUAAUGAUCAACAACACCCCUUUUCUGGCUGUGGACUGGUCUGGAGUUUCCAAGAUGUCAAGAGAAAAACAGGACUGUUCCACUCCAAUCCAGGGAUGUUCUUGGACAGAUUGUGCAGCUGGGAACUUGUGUCUUCGUAGUUACAUCUUGUGAUUUAAAUCAACUGAUGACAACGUUCAACUUUAUUUUCUGUAUUAUGAUA
Molecule: messenger RNA, 744 nt
Organism: Branchiostoma floridae (Florida lancelet)
Lineage: Eukaryota; Metazoa; Chordata; Leptocardii; Amphioxiformes; Branchiostomatidae
Product: NADH dehydrogenase [ubiquinone] 1 beta subcomplex subunit 3-like
Exons: 2
Coding region: 111-386 (91 amino acids)
Biological process (GO): mitochondrial respiratory chain complex I assembly; electron transport chain
Cellular component (GO): mitochondrion
Source: RefSeq, a predicted model, not a curated record